Chelonoidis abingdonii (Abingdon island giant tortoise) is the source of this 4083-nucleotide messenger RNA. RefSeq names its product gap junction alpha-3 protein-like. The record is from RefSeq and is a predicted model, not a curated record. NCBI's taxonomy places the organism in Eukaryota, Metazoa, Chordata, Testudines, Testudinidae. Gene Ontology annotation, molecular function: gap junction channel activity. Gene Ontology annotation, biological process: cell-cell signaling. Gene Ontology annotation, cellular component: connexin complex.
AACAUGCUCAAGCCAAAAAUAAAGAGGUAAAAAGAUUUCCCAGUGGUUGUUUCCACUGUCAGUCAUGGUGACAGCAAUGAAGCGCCUGCUCCAACAUGCUGGGCAGACAGACAGACUCACACGCCUGCCCCUUGCCAGAGACCAGCCGGACACCUCUGCCCCCCGGAAGAGGUGCUGGGACACGUCCUGCUGCGGCUGCGGGGAUCUACUACCCAAGAGGCACAGGGCAGCUGAGUUGCCUCCACAGCCACAGGAUCUGCAAACAGUGAGGGGGUUUCUUCACCUUUUGCCUGGCCUGUGGUCUCAUGGCAGCUGCCAAAUGCACUAGGCACUGGUGUCUCCUCCAACGUGCACAGAUGGGCCCUGACCCUGCCCUCCAUUGGUCUGUGGGAGAAACCCCGGACCUUCGCCCCAGCCUUGCCCUCGUGUGGCCCUGGCUGCAUGGGGAGCAGCUUUGGGCUGGACAUCUGCCAUAGCUGCCUGUGGUGCAGGACAAGUUCCUGGUGCAGUGUUUUGCAAGCACCAGGUAAAGGGCUUGAGCAAAAUGGCUUUGCCUUGAACUCUAGCCUUGGAGCUUUCAACGUGAGUUAACCCCUAGAAGAGGAAGCGCAGUGCAGGCUCCCCCAUACUGCCCAGCCACCUGCUCAGCUGUUCUGUUCAGGAGGCUACUGAUUUCCAGCUGCCCUGAGAAGCUGCUGCAGAGCUAGGAACAGAGCUGAGCCAUGCUGAACUUGGGGCCACCUCAGAGCCAGUCUCCAGCAGUGAAAGGGCUACAGCCCAGUGCUGUCAGUGUAGCCAGUCCCCAGCAAUCAGUGCUCUUAAAGCGGGAUACUGGGGCCAAAUGGGUUAAUCCUGGAGGGAUUUUGCAGCUACAGGUAGCUGAUGGGCUCAGGUAGCCUCAGGUUAACCCGCUCUCUGCCCUGGCUUUGCUCUCAAGUCAAGCACAUGGCUUUUACAAACACAUCCCUGGCAGAAAACGACAAGCAUGGCUGUGAGCUGUAUCUGGCUGUCAGGCAUUGCUGUUCUGGGACCCCAGGGAGGAAGCUCCAGAUGUGGGAGUGUGCAAUGGGAACCGGGGAGGGCUCUGCCGUAGGGACGUGCCCAGUGCUGGGUGCCCCCAUGCUAGCUUCUCACAGGUCUGGAGCAGUGCAGGGUGCUGGAGUCUCUGGGAUGCCGACAUCUAGGCGUGUUCCUCUCUUUUAGGAUGAGCCGGUAUUUGCACUCAUGGGUGACUGGAACCUGCUAGGGAGGCUUCUGGAGAGUGCUCAGGAGCACUCCACGGUGGUGAGGAAGGUCUGGCUCACUGUCCUGUUCAUUUUCCGUAUCCUUGUCUUGGGGGCAGCUGCCGAGAAAGUCUGGGAUGAAGAGUCGGGCUUCUCCUGCGGCACCAAGCAGGCAGGCUGCCAGAACGUCUGUUAUGACGAAACCUUCCCCAUCUCCCACAUCUGCUUCUGGGUGCUGCAGAUCAUCUUCGUCUCCACCCCCAGCCUCGUCUACCUGGGCCACAUCCUGCAUCUGGUGUGCAUGGUGGAGGAGCAGCAGUGAGAGGAGAUUUGGGGGGCCCAGCAGGAACCCCUGGUGCAGCAUAAACCUUCCAUCAAAGAUGUUGGUGGCAAAAUCCACCUGCAGGGUGCCAUUCUGAGGACGUAUAUUUGCAACAUUGUCUUUAAGAUGCUCUUUGAGGUGAGCUUCAUUUGGGGCCAGUACGCACUGUAUGGGUUCGAACUAAAGCCCCUCUACACGUGCAAACACUGGCCCUGCCCCAACACGGUCAACUGUUACAUAGCCCAGCCCACCAAGACCAUCUUUAUCCUCUUCAUGACGGGGGUGGCAUGCCUGUCUCUGCUCCUCAACCUGAUAGAAAUGUACCACCUGAGCUUCACCAAGUGCAGGCAGAGGCUGGCAGCCGACCACUGUCGGGCACCCAACUCCAAGGCCAGCUCCAACGCUCCCAGAGAAACAAGCGACCACCACAUUCCCCACUGUCCUGCACCCUACAGCCUUCCCCAUGACGCUGACCCCAGCCUUCCAUUGCAGCCUUACGCCAGCCAAGCUGCUCCCUCAGCAGGCAGGGACAGCUGUGCAGCACGGAGCAGCUGCGAGACAGGCAACCAGGGCCUGGUCAUGGAAGAACUAUUGCAGCAGGGCAGCAGGUCCAGUAAGUCCAGCACUAAGCUUAGACCCAGUGACUUGGCUGUUUAAUGAGGCGGCCCAGCCCUGCACUGGCCCAGGGCUGAUGGGCAGGGGAAGGGGGCUCUUGUACCAAACAAGCACCGUUACCACGAGGCUGCAUCAUGGGGAGCACAGCUCAGCUCAGGAGCCUGUUGUGUUUCCAUGGAUGCCAUGUUGUCCCCACCAUGGAAAUACUGGGCCCAUAAUACAGACACGUGUCCGGGAGUCUGAGGCCUAGGCCAGACGUGCACAACUCAAGCCCUCUCCCCUCGGUGGCUCUGCAGCAGCCUUGUGGCUGUCAGGGGUAGGAGGCAGGGCGUGGGCUGGGAGCCAACGGGGGUAAAUGCUCUAUACUUGAUAGGACGCAGGCAGGGCCUGUAGCUUUUCCUUCCCCAUGUGACACUGGUGUUCCCCCUUUUCUGGGUGGAGAGCCGCCUCCGCCCUCCCCCCAGCCUGACCUCUGCUCCUGGGUAGUAACAGAGCUUAGGAAGGCCCCAGCAGACUAAGAGUAGGUGGCUGCUCAGGGCCAAGAGACCUUCCAGGCCCUAGCAAGGAGAAUGGGAAUGGACAUAGCCUUUGCCACGCACCUGGGUCCCAGCUCGAUGUGUUUUGCAGGCUACUGCUUUAACAGCCUGUCAGGGAAGAUGGUGCUGCUCCGAGCAGGAAGGCCUAGGACCCACUGCCGCUGCAUCCUAGCCACAUGGCUCCCUCCCCAGCCCCACGCCCGAGCCGGGGUGACUCUCAAGCCAUCAACACGUGUGGGAAAGCAAAGACUGCAGCUGUGAUGUUCAGGUGAUGUUGAGGUUUCAGCAGCAGCUACAGCUGUUGGGCUCCUGGCAAGGCUGCACUGGACCUGUAUUUGGGCACCCCUUACUGUGAUGUGACUGAAUUUUCUCUCUUGUGAAAAGUGGAACAAGAUGACAUGAGCUCUGUAAAGAGCAGGCACAUUGUCCCAUAGCCAAGGUACAGGAGAGGGGAAUUCAGUCCUAAGCUGCCUCUCUCUCUGCCCCUGCCCAGGGUAUCUGCGUGCAGGGCCACACUGCAGGGGCAGGAAGGGAACUUCCUGCUGGACAGUCUUUGUGCUCUUCCUGAGAAGGAUCCAGGCCCUUGCUCUGCACUGAAUGGGAGCGGCCCCUCCCUGCAGCCAUCAGGAUUCCUGGGCUUUGCUGUGGGGACAAGGAGAGAAGGAUCCAGGCUUGGGCUACAUUACAAGGAAGCGACCUCUGGAUUGCAGUUCUGUCUCAUCCUCUGGUCGCUUGCCUUAGCCUUGGGACGGGCACGUGGGCAGGGAGAUCAUUGCAGGUUUUACCAUGAUUGCCAAGUGACACAGGGAAGGGACCACCACUGCAGCUGGAACCAAGGCUAGCUGAGGAACCUUCUUCCAAGGCCGACAGCAGCUGGAGAGACGGCGCCUGCAGGCCCCACCAUUCAUUUCAGCCCCCCAGCACUUGAUCAAGUUCAUCUCAUUGCAGGGAGGCUCCGUGAACCUGGACCUAGGGCUGCUUGGCUGUCUCCUGUCCACACUCUCCUCUGGUCCCAUGCAGGACUGGUCAGGUUGGAGAAGGCUGUGUUGCACACAGGGUGUCCCUCACGCCCUCAAGGGCACAGCCUGGCCACUCCCUGCUUAGCUCAUAGGACAUGGAGGCAGGAAGGCCAUCCCUCCAUCCCCCCCUAGUGCAGGCCAGGGCUGCUCCCACCACGGUUCAUAGAUUCUAAUGCCAGAAGUGACAGGCCACCAUGGCCACACAGGUUUAGGUUCUAGCUCAGGCAGAGUUAGCACGUCGACCCAUGCUGGGAAUUACAGCUCCUAGCUGCUGGGUAGGGUGCCCUGGCAGGUGAUCCUACCCUGUCACAGACCCUGGAAUGGAUGGCGGGGGCAAGGAUCAAGCAUAACUCCCUGAUGACUGAGCC